AUUCCGCACCUCCGAGUGCUGGCCGGGCGAGAGGCUGGCGGCUGGGCUCUCGCGCCCCUCCCUGCAGGGCUCAGGCUCUCCCCCUCCUGUCUUCUCCGCGCUGUUCCUCGUCAUGGCGGCCCUCAGCAAGUCCAUCCCUCAUAACUGCUAUGAGAUCGGCCACACUUGGCACCCUUCCUGCCGGGUCUCCUUCCUGCAGAUCACCGGGGGCGCCCUGGAGGAGUCCCUGAAGAUCUAUGCUCCUCUGUACUUGAUUGCAGCAAUUCUCCGGAAACGGAAAUUAGACUAUUAUUUACACAAACUACUCCCUGAGAUCCUACAAUCCGCUUCAUUUCUAACUGCUAAUGGGGCCUUGUAUAUGGCUUUCUUUUGCAUUUUAAGGAAGAUACUUGGAAAAUUCUACUCAUGGACUCCUGGCUUUGGUGCCGCUCUGCCAGCAUCUUAUGUGGCCAUUCUCAUUGAAAGAAAAAGCAGGAGAGGGCUGCUCACAAUUUAUAUGGCCAACUUGGCCACAGAAACACUAUUCAGAAUGGGUGUAGCAAGAGGAACCAUCACAACAUUAAGAAAUGGAGAAGUCCUUUUGUUUUGCAUCACAGCUGCCAUGUACAUGUUCUUUUUCAGGUGCAAGGAUGGCUUGAAAGGAUUUACAUUUUCUGCACUUAGGUUCAUUGUAGGGAAGGAAGAAAUUCCCACACAUUCUUUUUCACCAGAGGCAGCAUAUGCAAAAGUGGAACAAAAGAGAGAGCAACAUGAGGAAAAACCCGGAAGAAUGAAUAUGAUUGGUCUAGUCAGGAAAUUUGUGGAUUCAAUAUGCAAACAUGGACCAAGGCAUAGAUGUUGCAAACAUUAUGAAGAUAAUUGCAUCUCUUAUUGCAUUAAAGGUUUCAUCAGAAUGUUUAGCGUGGGGUACUUGAUCCAGUGCUGCCUCCGAAUCCCUUCUGCAUUUAGGCAUCUGUUUACACAGCCAUCUCGGCUACUUUCUCUCUUCUACAAUAAAGAAAACUUCCAGCUUGGAGCUUUUCUUGGCUCUUUUGUUAGUAUAUACAAGGGUACUAGUUGCUUCCUGCGCUGGAUCAGAAACUUAGAUGAUGAACUACAUGCUAUUAUAGCUGGAUUUUUGGCAGGUAUAUCAAUGAUGUUUUAUAAAAGCACAACAAUUUCCAUGUAUUUAGCGUCCAAAUUGGUAGAGACAAUGUAUUUCAAAGGCAUUGAAGCAGGGAAGGUUCCCUAUUUUCCUCAUGCAGAUACUAUCAUCUAUUCCAUCUCUACAGCAAUUUGCUUCCAGGCAGCUGUCAUGGAAGUUCAGACUUUGAGACCAUCUUACUGGAAGUUCCUUUUAAGACUCACCAAGGGCAAAUUUGCUGUCAUGAACCGAAAAGUCCUUGAUGUUUUUGGUACUGGUGCAUCUAAACACUUUCAGGAUUUCAUCCCCAGGUUGGAUCCAAGAUACACAACUGUAACACCAGAGUUGCCCACAGAGUUUUCCUGAAGAUGACUGUAACUUAUUAAUGUGACUAAAUGUUUCAUCUUGAAGAGUUAAUUAUGUUGAACACAAAGGAGGGGGCCCAAGCUCGAACUUCAGUGUUAUUUCAGUUAGAGAUACUCUUUUCAUUUGUUUUGUUUUUCUUAUGAAUCAGAAAUUCAGAAGCUUUUUAGGAAGAUGUUGCUUAAUAAUUAAGCUUCCUCCAUAGCCAGAAUAAGAUUCUGGAUCACUGUAGUGACUGACAUUAUAUAUUAUUGAUCAAAUUAUGUCCACAAGCAAUAUUAUAUAAUCUACGUAGAAGUGUAAUAACAAACAAGAGUACACUUAAAAUUACUUUAAAAGAUGUCUUUAGUUCAUUCCAAUAUAAUUCUUGAUUAAAAUUAGGAUUAUUUCUACAUUUUAGGAUUUACAAAGGAUCACGGGUACAUGGAUUUGGUCUAUAUAUUUUUUUAAAGUUUUGAAUUGGUAUCUGUAGUAGUGGAAUGUUAUAGAUUUGAAGUAACUCUCCACGGACAGUGCUGCUUUCGUGUAGAGCAAUUUAAUUGGAGAAGUGGCCAUUCUUACUUCAGGGAUGCAAAGAUGGGUCUCAUACCAUUUGGAUAAAUGUCGUGGUAUCCAUGCUUUUUUUCAACUAAUAACAUCAUCUCUCUUCAUGACCAGUUAAUUGGGCUAUUUGGCAGCCCAGUGAACCUAUGUACUAAUGGCAAGUUAGGGGCAAAUGGAAAUGGACACAUCCGAUAAAGUUGAAAUGUAUGUUUUAAUCUUUCACAGAAGUAUUACACUUGAAUAUUUAAAAACAAAACUUUUAAACUUCCUAUAGGUUUAUGAUGUUUGUUUUCAUUUAUAUGGACAUAAUCCUUCAUAGCUCAGUUUAUAUGCCAUUGUUGUAUUAGAAGGGAUCAAAAUCCUAUGGAACAAAGUAGUCUUGGCAAGUUGGCAGUUUGUGUCCUCUCAGCUGUUUAACUUAUGUAAUGGAUGUUUUGCACCUGAAAACACUAUAAAAAUCCAGUGGUUGUUUAAAAAGUCCAUUUGUCACUAAUUCCAUUCAGGUUCUCCAACCUUCUUCUUGAAUAUCAUUGUCACCAUUUUUACUGUUAGAAUAAAGAGGUGACACCAUAAAGUCCUGCUGAUAAUGAGAGUAGUUCAGGACAGCUGUGAUUGAAAUAUGGUCGCUAUUUACAGUUUUUCAGGGAAAAGUUAUACUUUUCUAUGUUAAUAAAGAGCUGAAGUGGUCUACAGUUAAUGUGACAUGUAGGGAUGAUGAUAUUUUUAAAAUACAUUUUGUUGCUAAAAAGUUUUUAGGCCAGUGCAAAUUAUGCAGUAGAACUUGUGUUGCAAAAGGAAUUAUAACCCAUACUUUAAAAAUGCUUAAUCCCUCAUAUUCAAUUUCAUCAAGCCUUGUAUACUUCUGCUUAAAUGUAAUUCAAUCCUUGGUUGUUAUGGCAAACAGAAACCCAACAAAAAGACAGACUCUGGUACUAUGGUAACAGAGCCACUUUAUCAUUUGGUCAAAAUUUGGCAUUAUGAUUAGCUUUGUAGAACUGACCUGUUUAUUUGGCAAUGCUGUUAAAGGAUCAUUUCGGUUUCAGACUUCAAAGUUGAUUAAUAAAUUUAAUCUUAACUUUUUAUUCACUGGAAUCAAAACGAUGGUUGGUACUGUGUUUACUGUUUAAAAUGAAGUACUAAAGCCCUGAGAACUGCACCUCAUUUUCUUUAUCCAGAAAUUGUGCUUAUAUAUUUUCCUGUCAGGUUUAAAAAGAUGUUUUAAUUCAUAAAUUAUUGUUUUCAUUGACAUUAAAAGACUGUGAUAUUGAAAGAUGAAUUACGAAAUUUGCUGAGAUUGUUUAGUAAAAUUUUGCUGGUCAAAAAGGUGUAUUUCUACAAUUUACCUUUUCAUUUUUAUAAAUUGCAGUCAUUUUUUUAAAUUUUAUGUAAAAUGUAAAAUGAAAUAGCUAUCAUGAAGCAGAAUACAAUGAUGAAUGUAUAGGUUGAGUGAAUAACCAAUUUGCAGUGGUGGAUUGAGAAGUCCAGUUUGAUUUCAUUGGGACAGACUGCAAAGUGUAGUUGUUUGAGCAAACACAAAGAAACUUUGUGUUUUUGAAGACAAUCAGAAUGAUUACCUUUCUACCUCUAACUAAUCAGGUAUUGAUUGACAACUUUUUGGCAUUAUAAAUAAAGUAAAAUAGAUCUCUGCAUUCCAAAAUAUGUUUUUUAGUUUAUUUAUAUCCUGAAGAAAUGGUAAGUUUUCACUGGAACUGAUUACAGUAAACAAUAAUAUGUCCCCUUAGUCUUUCUGACAUUUUUAUAUAGAUUGAGAUUGAAAAACCGUGCAUUUGGGGCAGUGGUAUUAUGGUCAUUUCGUUGCUAUUUUCUGUUUUAAUAAAAUCCUAGAACUAGUAGCAACCGAGUAAAGAUUGAGUUUGCAAGAUAACAGAUUGUCUCAAAUCUAUUCAAUUCUCAGCAGUUUUUCAUCAAAUAAUUUCAGGAUCCAUUUUAUUACUCAUUUUUGAAGUAACACCUUUGGUUUAGUUUUAUUUUCCCAUAAAUUCUGCUUUUGCUUCUGUAACUUUUUUCUUGAACUAUAAGCAUAGUCAUCACUCAGUUGAUAUCUAGUUUAUUUUUUGCCUUCAUUCGUUGUUUAGUCAGUUGUUAUUUAAUUUAGAAUUUUAUAUUUUUUUGGCUCUCAGAUUUUAUAAUGAACUUUUAUUAGACUGAACAUGUAUGUUUUUGAUGGAAUCCAAACUGAGCAAAUGUCACACAGUAUUUUCUUGUUGUGCUCGAGUGUUCGUCUCCUUGUAGAUUGUAUCUAGGCUAACAUUUCAUUUAGUUGUUAAUGCUGACGUAAUUGUUUCCUGCUUAUAUUUUAUCAUAUCCCUGAGCUUCUGUGUGCUCUACAUUUCAUAGGUAAUGAAAAGCAAUGUCCUUUACUCUCAGGGAGCUUCGUCCACUUGCCUGUGUCACAACCUCUCCCUUGGUGCUAAUUAGGAAGCUUCUUGUGGGACUGAAGGGAACUGACCACUGGAGCAAUGGCCCAAAUGUUGUUUUUGGAGCAGAGAAAUUAUUAGCCCAGAGAUUCCUUAAAUUCUCCGUGUGAUUUAUUUUUUUAUUUUUUGAGUUGAGGUCUAGCUCUGUUGCCCGGGUUGGAGUACAGUGGUGCAAUCAUAGCUCAUUGAAACCUCAAAUUCCUUGGUUCAAGCAAUUAUUUCCCCUCAGUCUCUAAUAGCUGGGACAACAGGCAUGUGCCACCAUGCCUGGCUAAUAUUUAUUUUAUUUAUUUUUUUUUUGUAGAAACAAGGUGUUGCUAUGUUGUCCAGGCUGGUCUUAAACUCCUGGCCUCAAGUGAUCCUCUUGGGUUGGCCUCCCGGGACUCUGGGAUUCCAGGUGUGAGCCACGGUACCUAGCCAUAUUUUUAUUUGUAUGAGUAUUAAGUAGUUUGACACAGCAACAAAGUUGUCCUUUGUUUCCCAAAGGCAAAAGUAUACAUUUCUUACUAAGAUAUCUUAUAAACAUUCUCUCUCCUAACACCUCCUUCUAGUAAUCAUUUUCACAUAGUAGAAUACUUCACUCAGCUGAAAAUGAGUGGCCAAGAAAAAAAUACAAGAAAAGGAAUAAGAAGUGAUUAUUUUCUUUAGGGCUGCACUUUGAAUGUGAUGAGUAAUAAGGUUACCUUCAUUGUGGAGGUGAUGUUUACAAUUGCCUCCAGCCCUUUACUAUUGGUGCUGAAGCCACCAUUGGUGCCAGCUCUAUAAUUUCUUCUUCUUGUGGAAUUAACAAAGAAAGGAGUGUCAAGGACUGAGAUGACCCUCAGAUUGGGGGGCUGUCUUAGAUUCUAGGGCUUUGUAGUACUAUGUUUCUGUUUAAAGUAGUGGCCUCAGGUGACUUUGUAAUAGCCCUGUAGUUGCAAAAAGGGUAACUACAAAGAAAUGAAACUGACUCUAGUGUGUGUGACUUCUGGAAACAGAAGUGGGGCAGUAAGUUGGCCAUGAUAUAGCUAGUGUCAUAGGACUACAGCAGAGUAGUGAGUGAAUGGCCUUAAGCUUACAGCUGUGGUGAAUAAGAAUGUGUGCUAUUUUACACACAGAAGAAAAUGAUUGACUUUUGGUUGGAGGAAAGAAUUUAUAUCUGGUCUUUUGGAAAUUAUUCUGUUGCUGUUUUAUGUGGGCUCUCUCUCUCUCCCUCUCUCUCUCUCUCUGUCUGUCUCUCUUGCUGCUCCCUCUCCCUGCCACCUUGUCCAUUCUCUGCUUGCUGGUGUUACUUUAUGUUAACUAGUCUCCUUGGACUUCAUUGCAACCUUUUAAGCCAGCCGUUCAAGUGAGAGGCUCUGGAGUGAUCAUAACGGUGAUAACAAUGGAGUAAACAUUUCCAGAGACACUGAUUUUUUUUUUAUAUGCUCUGUUUUUCUUAGGCAGGAUGAUGUAGAAGAUAAUUGCACAGAUAUGGAAGGAGAUGUUUCUCUGUAUGUGAAGCCUUUAAAUCCAGAACAAUUAAUUUCUUCUCUUCUUAAAACCCCGUAACAUCACUUGACUCUGGAAUUUCCUAUUUUCUUUUACUUUCUCCAUUUUUUUUCCAUCUGUCCCUCCUACGAAUAUGUUUUACAUGAAAUAAUGUAUUGGGUUUUAUCUUUUGUCCCAGCAGACCUGAAAAUCCCAGUAUAUUACCACAGACACACAUACCAUCUGGUCACCAACAGGGACAUCAGGGCCAAGAGCAGUUUAUACUUCUUUCUUUAGCUCACAAACUACUAUAGCUUGCCUGUUCAGUUUUUUUUUUUUUUAAUAUUCAGUUUUGUGCCAUACUCUCCCCCACCCCCAGCCUGCUGCCUCUGCAGAGCAUAACAUUCUAAUCUUGUCAGACCGUGGAUAAUAGGAUGUUCCCUGGUCUUGGCAUAGAGGCCAUAGGCAUACAACAUGCUUUAUCUGCCUUGCUUAGACUCAGCAUCCCUUUCUGUCUUGAGAGAUUCAGGCUUCCAUAAAGUAGACCUGUAGACCUAUGUUGGCUGAGGUCACCCUGCAUUACUACUUUCCUCCAUCCCUGAACUAGGACCAGUUAAUUUUCGAAGUCUAGUUCUUCAGUGUCUAUUAAACUUUUUCCAGUAGUUAAUCGAUCUCUUAAAUUAAUUUUCUUUUCAGAUUAUUUUUGGUCACCUAAGAGGACCCUGAAGCUAUAGUGCCAAAGGUUUAAAGCAUGAAGUACAUUCUGUGGUUGGUCAUUAUGGGAUUGGAUGCCAAAAGGAAUGGGAGAGAAGAGACUAUAAACAUAUUUUAAGCCUUAUCUCUUUUCUCCUAUUCUUUUCUUUACCUUUCCUGGCCCAUGCUUUCCUGCCAUAUCUUUGCUAUGUAUUUCUUCAUCUUGAGCUCUCAAGGGAAAAAACAGGAGUCCUUAUUUUUCUAUUUAUUUCAGGGAAAAUUGAAGGUAAAUAAUAUCUGCAAAGCUUCAGGAAGAAAUUCAGUUGCAUCUGAAUCUGAGUCGGCAGUUUUUGAUAGCCUGUCACUGCUCAGGGAUAGCACUAAGGCUCUCUUCAGAACCAAAGGGCAGGAUAAAUAAAUCUAUGAAACUAGAGGCAUCAUUGAAUCAUCUGAGGACCUUUUUUUUUUUUUUUUUUUCACUAAAACGCUUCCUAUAACUUGGAUUAAAAUUCAAAAAUGGGAUUGCAGUCAUUGUUAAUUGCUCAACUAGUGGCAGUUUUUCCUUGCUGAGGGAACACUGAUGUUGUUUAAGACAGUUACAUGCCUAGCCCCAGGGAUGAAUCAUAAUUGUUCUAGGCCUUUCAUGUCUUUCCUUUCUUCUUGUCCAGAUACUUUUCCAACCAGCCUUUACUCGGAGGUGUUCAUGUGACCCUGUUUUGGCCAAUAAAAUGUAAUGGAAAAUCUGGGAAACACUUGGGAAAAAUCUUCCCUCUCUGCUUAAAGGAAAGUUCUUUUUACCUCUUUUUCUCUUGUUCAAGGUAUUAGUAUUAGUCAGUAGGGUCUGAAUCUGUGGCAGCAAUCUUGCAGACAUGAAAUGAAAAGUACAAACAUGAAAAACCAGCAUAUUAAAGAUGCCAGGUCAGAAAAAUAGAAAGAACCUGCUUCUGUGAGCCACUGAAUGGUGCCAUUAACCAUCUGCAUUUGAGCAUUUUGAGAAAAUAAACCUCUAUUUCUUAAAGUUCUGUAUCAGUCAGGGUUUCCCAGAGAGGCAGAACAAUAGGGAUAGAGAGAUACAUAGAGAGAGAUAUGAGAGGGAUAGAGAGAGACACAGAGAGAGAUAUGAGAGGGGAUUAAGGGAGUUGGCUCAUGUGAUUGUGGAGGCUGAGAAACCCCACCACAGGCCAUUCAUAACCUGGAGACCUUGGGAUGCUGGUGGUCUGGCUCAGUACAAGUCCAAAAGCCUUGGAACCAGGGAAACUGAUGGUGUAAUUCUCAGUCCAAGGCUGAAUUUUCAAGUCUGAGAACCUGGGGGUGGGAUGGGGGAGUGAUAGUUUUAAGUCCUGGAGUCCCAAGGUUAGAGGAUCUGGGGUCCUAAUGUCCAUGGGCAGUUGGAGAAGAGUGUAUCCCUGCUGCAGGGGAGAGAGAGAAGCCAAUUCUCCUUUCUUCUGUUUUUAUUCUACCCAGGCCUCCAGUGGAUUGGAGGUGCCUGCCCAUAUUGAGGGCAGAUCUUCUCUGCCUAGUCCACGCUAACUCACAUGCCAAUCUCCUCUGGAAACACCCUCACAGACACACCCCAAAAUAAUGCCUUACCAGUUCUCUAGAUAUUCCUUAAUCCAGUCAAGUUGAUGCCUAAAAUUAACCAUCACAGGCUUUAUGGCUCUAUUACCCAAGAAUUCUGUUACUUUCAGCUGAAAACAUUUCUAAUGGACAUAUUCCAAUUCUGUAUAGAUCAGAUCUCAGUUUCAUUUCCCAUUAUAUCCUUCUCUCUCUUGAUUUAGAAUUCUCUUUUUCUCCACUCUUCUGUGUAUGCUAAAAUACUGUCAAUCUCGUCUUUGAAGGUUUUGCUCAUCUUUAAAAAAUCUUAGUUGAUUAUGUUUUAUGUGUCAUUUAAUUAAGGAAUGAAUUUGCUUAUUUUUAUUUCAGUAGCUUUUGGGGUACAAGUGGUUUUUGGUUGCAUGGAUGAAUUGUAUAUUGGUGAAGUCUGAAAUUUUAGUGCACCUGUCACCAGAAUAGUGUGCAUUGUACCCAAUAUAUAGCUUUUUAUUCCUUCCCCUUCUGAGUCUCCAUAGUCCAUUAUAUCACUCUGUAUACCCUUGUGUAUCCAUAGCUUAGCUCCCACUUACAGUUGAGAACAUACAGAAUUUGAUUUUCUAUUCCGGAGUUACUUUACUUAGAAUAAUGGCCUCCAGCUCCAUCCAAGAUGCUGCAAAAGACAUUAUUUCAUCUUUUAUUUUUUAUGGCUGAGUAGUAUUCCAUGGUGCAUAUAUACCACAUUUUCUUUAUCCACUCAUUGGUCUAUGGGCACUUUGGUUGAUUCUGUAUCUUUGCAAUUGUGAACUGUGUUAACAAUAAAAAUAUAUAUACGAGUGUC
This is a messenger RNA of Homo sapiens (human), 8980 nucleotides long. RefSeq names its product transmembrane protein 135 (gene TMEM135). Gene Ontology annotation, cellular component: mitochondrial membrane; peroxisome; mitochondrion. NCBI's taxonomy places the organism in Eukaryota, Metazoa, Chordata, Mammalia, Primates, Hominidae. The record is from RefSeq and is marked validated. Bases 113 to 1489 code for a protein of 458 amino acids. The transcript has 15 exons. Gene Ontology annotation, biological process: fatty acid biosynthetic process; peroxisome organization; regulation of mitochondrial fission.